Molecule: messenger RNA, 2056 nt
Organism: Scatophagus argus
Lineage: Eukaryota; Metazoa; Chordata; Actinopteri; Scatophagidae
Product: claudin-9-like
Exons: 1
Coding region: 136-810 (224 amino acids)
Biological process (GO): cell adhesion; bicellular tight junction assembly
Cellular component (GO): plasma membrane; bicellular tight junction
Molecular function (GO): structural molecule activity
Source: RefSeq, a predicted model, not a curated record
CCUACUCAUUCACACAUACACAGAUAAUCUCCGCCUGACACACACACACAUAAAAAAAAACACCCCACCCUGCUCCGCUGCCAGCUGUUUCUGGUUAGGCCUGCGGUGGAGAGGAGGCGCAGGCAGACCGGAGUCAUGGAGCGGCAGCUAGAGCUCGCCGCUCUCGGUCUGGGCUUCACAGGGUGGCUUUGUGCCGUUCUGACACGCUGCCUGGCUCUGUGGAAGGUGAGCGGCACCCUGCACAACACCACAGCUACUCUGCCUGCCUACUGGGAUGGGGUCUGGCUGGAAUGGGACCACUGGGACCUGGCCCACGAUGGCAGCCUGCACUGCUCCUUCUACCAGUCUCUCAUGUCUCUUUCUGGAAGCUUUCGGACGUGGAGGGCCCUCAUCAUGGCAGCCAUCGGAGCUGGGGCCUUUGCUGUGGUGAUUGGAGCAGCGGGGGCGGUGUGGUUCCCUCUGCGGGGCCAGAUCAAAGUCUUUUCUGGUACUCUCUUUGUUUUGUCUGGGAUCCUGCUGCUGAUCCCCACAGCCUGGACGUGCCAUCACACCAGUCAGCCACUGGAGGGUGCUGUGCUGCUGAGAAGAGACUGGGGCCCGGCGCUGUACCUCGGCUGGAUCUCCUUUGCGCUGUUGCUGGUCGGCGGGGUGUUUCUCACCACAAGGUGCCCCACCGGUGAGAGGCAGGUGCAGCAGCCCGACGGGCGCAGGGACCCAAACGCAGAGGGGGAGGCCAGCCACCCGCUGAGCAGGAUCAACAGGACUGCGUUCACAAACAGCCAGUAUGAGCGCAGAUCGGAGCACCUCUGAGGGGACUGAGAUGCUACCUUUCAUUGUGACUCCGUGUGAGUGGAGAACUGAGUGAUCCUGCACCGGCUGAACGGAACAUUGAAAAGCAGACGCGCAGCGGUGGAUCACUGACCAGUUUUACUGAGAGGGAUGUGACCCGGACUCAGUUUCUUUCAUUUCUCUUGAAGCUAACAUACGGUUUAUUCUGCAUAGCUCUGUCUUACAUUCAGUCCUCAUUUACCCACUGCAAUGUCGCUGUAAAAUUAUACUUCAGUUUGCUUUACGGGGUGCAGUUAUUUACACCACUGUGAGUUUAAGACUUCACAGCCGCAGAUACGCCUUAUAAACUGUACUGUCUUAAAUGUGAAUGAGUUGUAUUGGUCUUAAACUAAACACUGUAGUGCGCGUGCGCUGUGCUGUGCUUCAGAGCGACGCAGCCUCGUGGUGCUGUUGUUUUUGAUGAGGGUGGCAGAAAUGUUUACACGUCACACGAAUUGUUGUGCACAAAAGGACAACGUGGCAAUAAAGGAUUGUGCUGCCCCACUUCGGUCGUGGGUUCUAGUGGUUCUGACUCGUUCUGCCGCGGAGCGCUCGAGGUGCUGAGGUGAGCAGUAAUCAUGAAACGUGAACUAAAGAUGGAAAGGAGGCACACCUGUCGGCGCUUUGGUAUUUCACUAAACGAUUCAGUCUGCUGUAGAACCACCAGGUGUGAAACUGCACUUUUGUGGCUCACGCUCGCAGAUCUGCUGUACAACAUGCAUGUUGUGUUUCCGUUUGUUUACUCAAUGAUGUCAACAACAGCGUGCCAGAAUAACUAAAAGCUUUUCCUCACCACCAUAAAACCUUUUCACAUUUUAUUUAAUAUUUUGGUUGUGUUGUUUUGUAUUAUUUGUUUUAUUUAUGUGAGCUUUUUGAUUUUUUUUUUUCUUUUCAUAUUCAAAUUCUCAUGUCUGAAUAUUAAGAAUUAAAAAUGAAUCUGAAUUUGAAUGGGUGUAUAUUUAUUAUAUCAGUGGCAUAAAAUAGUGUUUAAAAUGACAGUAAGAUAACUAAUCACAAUCACUUCUGGGACAACAUCAUCCCAAAAACAAAAAGCAGUUAUGGUGACACAGCGAAGCUCACUUUGUCCUCAUGCUGCGUUUUCUUUAAAGUCAGGAAGCCGAGAUUCUUUGUGUUCUUCUGCACUUAAUCAGCUUGGAGUUUGUACACGAGCACAAUCACUGGGUUUAAAACAUUUUGUUAAAUAUUUAUUGCUACAGAGCAACCUCAG